CCGGCCAAUAAAUUCAUGUCCUUGCCAUGAGCUUUUUCCGUGCCGGGCCCGGCCGACCCACAGCCAUCAAUCGUACAUGUUAGUUUUGUGAGGUCUGCAAGUCUGCAACUCUACAGGCUACAGCGUCAGACUUUCAGAUUCAGAUUCCCAUUUCGAACCCCCUGUGACAAAAACUUCUUCCCAAAUCAUACUUGUUAAACCCUUAAAAGUUAAAACCCCAGCAGAACAAAUCCAUUCCAAAACUUCCGAUUCAAAGCGUCUACCAAUCAGUGAUUUGUGGCCAUAUGUGCCGCCAGGUAAAUCGAGUAAUUCUGAGUUGCUUUUAGGAAAUCCCUGCGGUGAAAGUGAGGUCUGGCAAAGUAAGCUAUAGCAGAUAUUAUAACAGUCAUAUGCUGGUCUACAUUGUGUCUUUUAGUUUCUCUCUUGGCCAUAGUUGUAGUAAUUAGGUAUUUUGAGAUGGAGGAACUGCUAAAGAACCCAGUAUUUGCAAGCCAUAUUCUUGCAGCUUCGGGUUCUGUGGCGGUAGGCACUGCUCUAUCUUACCCUCUUGAUACUAUCAAAACUCUCAUCCAAGUUGGUGCAAGUUCCAACAAGAAGUUGACUGCAGCUCAGGUUUUGGGAAGGGUUAGGUCUGUAUCGGGAUAUCCAGGUUUAUACAGUGGUCUUAGUUGGCUGACUGUUGGAAGAAUCACGAGUCUUGGUACUCGUUUUGGGGUCUAUGAAUUUUUGACUGCGUUCUAUAAAGAUGGUCGUAUUGAUAAUUAUGUUUAUGUGUCCGAAGCCCUUUUGUCGGGAAUGAUAGCUGGGGCCUUGGAGUCUUGCCUGACUUCUCCAUUUGAGAUGAUAAAGCUUCGAAAACAGGUUGCUGCUGCAAUUCAUGUUCCUAGUAGUAGUAAUUCAGUUGUCAAAUCUGCUGUUGCACCCAUGACUUCUAGGCUGUUGCCUGGAUAUAUUCGCAAUGAAGUGGCAUUCGAUCGUACUGUCAACUUGUUAUCUGUAUUUUCUUCAAAAAAUCAUAACAUGGCUGAGGCCUUGAAAAAUUAUCCUUGGAUGAUGACUGGAUCUGGUAAACCACCUGAUGUCACUGAUGUAAGAAGGCCACAAGAUAUUGUCAGACUGGAAGGAUGGCGUUCCCUGUGGAGAGGUCUUCGAAUAGGAAUACUACGAGAUUCUAUUUUUGGUGGCAUUUUUUUUGGCAGCUGGCAAUUUCUGCACCUAGCAAUGCUUGAUUGGAAGGCUGUUGGGAUGGAUGCUCCUCCAGAAACAAAUGAUGAAAUCGGUCCUCUUUCUCCUUUACUUGUUAGCAUGGCAGCUGGAUGUUCUGGAUCAAUGGCUGCAGCUGCUUCUCAUGGUUUUGACACCUCCAGAACCCGCUCUCAGUGUGUUGUGCUGCCCAAGUAUCUGUCUAUGGAGAGGAGAUCCCUAAAAUGGAGCUGCCCUGGGAAUUGGUUUGAGAGACUCUCUGGGAUGCACCCGUCAGAUCGCAAUCUUCUAUUCCGGGGGAUGUCUGCAAGGAUGGCUCGGAGUGGUUUGGCGUCAUUUGCCCUAGUAGGGACUUACUAUAUGGCUGUUGACCGUUUUAUUGCCAAAUCAUAACACCUUGAUUAUGGAGUACAAGCCGUGAAGGAUUGCUCCAAAAGAAAGACUAGAAAUUGUUUCUUUGUAUACAAACUGUGACCUGGCCAUAAUAUGAGGAAGAAGAAAUUUUACUACGUCUUGCAGUUUUUUCACACUUGUGGAAAAGAAAAAUAGUUGCUUGGUCACAACUAGCAAUGAUGUUGCUAAUUUGUUUUGGUGACAAGUUCCUUUAGCUACUUCUUUUUGCAUUCCUAUUGAUUACAUAAAUUAUCCACUUUCUUUGUGCUUCCAAGGAAGCUUAAUACAUUUACAUUGGUAUUUCCAUUACCCGAUUAACCAUAUAGUUGGAAACUCAUUGAAAUUCGAGUAUCAACAAUCAAUUGAAUUUUUCAUAUUUUUUCAUAUUUCAUCACAUUUGUGAUUUCAUUGUUCUUUAAAACUUUGACAUCUAUUCUUUGAUUGAUUAAUAUGAUAUUAUGACAUAAUGUUCUCUACUGGGAAUUUGCAGCUUCUCCUUUCUGUUGUUUGGUUUAGGGAAUUGGUUUUGUGUAUUGAAUGACAACACCGUCAUACAGGUUACGGAGUAGAUGCUAUUCUAAGGAGGCCACGAUACGAGCUACCUUUAUCUUGGCAUGCAGAGGCAGAGGAAAAGGAAAAGCAAGAAUGAGAGAUUACACAUAUGCACAACAUGUUUGGACUGCUCCUCCAGCGGACCAUUUGAAAUUGAACACAGAUGGUGCAUGGAAGGGUCUGAGUGUAGCUGGGGUGGUGGCGUUUUCAGAAGGUCUUCUGGCAAUUAGGGAGGGUCUGAUUAUGGCAGUGGUGUACAAGGUGGAAAAACUGCAGAUGCUAUGUCUUUGCUAACUAUGUUAGACACAAUUGAUAAUCAUCAUCAUCAUCAUGAGUUAUCUUCUGUGUUAAAUGAUGUGGCAAGUCUUUUGACAAGGUUUUCUUCAAUAACAGUUACUCAUAUUCCAAGGGCUCGGAAUAUGGUGGUACAUUGUUUUAGCUGCGAACUCCCUCACAAUGGCAGUUGGUCACCAGGUCUUUGUUGAUGUCCCUCCUUUUUACAAAAAUACCAUUAUUGUUUAAUUUUUUCCGGAAAGAAGAUGCAUGUCAUUAUAGUUGGAACAUGAACUAUAUAACCCCUGAAAAGAAAUUACCAAUUGGUCUAGUUUUUCUUUUCUUUGAUCUUCUGUGUUCUUUCAAAUUUGGUUAGCAUAUGAUUAAUUAUAACCGAUUCGUGCUGCACUCUGCGAUGUAGUAUGCAUAAGGUUAAACAAUUCAGUUGAAGAAUUAUAGCGGAGUUGGUACCGUUUUUAGGAGUUAUAACCCAAGAGCUCUAUCAUCCUGGUACAAUUCAGGGGAAAUCAUUCUCAGUGGUGGUGGUGUUCCGGUAGUUGCUGGGUGGACAUUAAGUGAGCUAAUUUGCAUUUAAUUCUGUUGGUUGGUGUAAUUAUAUCUAUUGAGAUUUGAAGCUUAAGCUUAGCUGGUUUAGGUGGAGAUCAGCUUGCACCAUCAAACAGUAGAAGUUCUACUUUUUGAUGUGCACUGCAGCAAUUACAGAGCAUUUUUUUUCUUCUUUUGCUUGUUUUCCAGGUAAAUCUGUUCAAGUACAAAGACAACCGGACAAGGUUCUUCAUUUCUGCAGUUGUAAGUAUUCGCCAUUAUUUAGCUGACACUAGUAAUAGAAUGUUUUACAAAGUAUUAAGAUAACCUACAGGGCAGGCUUCAGAGAAAUCACUUUUGGAAAAAAAGUCUACUAUAAAUUCUGAUGAGUAUAUUUCAUAUUUUCAUCUGUGAUGGUUUAGGAGCUUGGGCUUGGAAGAAAUUGUAAGACCUUUUAGAGGUUCAAUUUCAGUCUUCGAAGAAAGAACUUUGAUUUUACAGAGAUUCUGUUGACCGAGUUGCUGAUUUAGACAUAACCAUCUACACAAGCAGGCGAUUUACACUGUUUCAGUUCUGAAUGCAGGUUCGUAGUUGUCAGAUCAGAGCCCUAUCGACAUUGCUUUGCAGUUUGCACCCAUUAUCUGAAAAUGGAGAACACGUUUAUGUAAACAAGUUCUUUGUUUACCAGGUUGAAAAGAUUUUGUUGUGGUGGAUGAAACCUGUGCUAUUGUUGAUGCGGCUGAUACUGAAACGUAUACAAACAACCCUAAAUAUGGUGUUUUUGAUACUCAUGAGGCCAGGGAUAAGCGGCAUGUAGUCACCUUUGGCGGUCCGUGAUCCUUUUUACUUGUUCAAAUGGUAAAUUUUAUGGCUAGCUUGUAUACUUUGGAAAACAUUGAUGAAUGUUUGAGAUUAAACUGAUCCAUAAUAUGCCAAUUAUUGUUUCUUA
Spinacia oleracea (spinach) is the source of this 3916-nucleotide messenger RNA. RefSeq names its product probable S-adenosylmethionine carrier 2, chloroplastic. Gene Ontology annotation, cellular component: mitochondrion. Lineage: Eukaryota; Viridiplantae; Streptophyta; Magnoliopsida; Caryophyllales; Amaranthaceae. Gene Ontology annotation, biological process: mitochondrial transmembrane transport. The coding region runs from base 457 to 1596 and encodes 379 amino acids. The transcript has 4 exons. The record is from RefSeq and is a predicted model, not a curated record.